AUGGUUACAACGGGGACAGGACCUUGUGCGCCUCCCCCAUCAAUUUUGCCCCCGAAUACGAAGCCCGUUGUUCCUCCAAAUAGUAGUCUGGUGAUCAGUUCCAUGUCUUCCACUACGACAGUUAUUACCACUUCAGGUAAAACUGUGACAACUGUUGUACCGGGUCCUCCACAAUCCUCGUCGAAGGUCACUUCACAAUGCUCGACAACAAUGACAUCGGUAAGCUCAGGCAAAAUUUUGACUCUGACUAGUGGUGUGCCUUGUUCUCCACCAACUAGUGGAAGUAGCCCACCAAAGACGUCCGUACCACCAUCGCCGCCGUCCUCUGCUCCAAAAAAGCCUCCAGGUUCUUCAGGAUCCGUGAAAAGCUCCUCGAUAUCGACGCCCAUGACAACCGUGACCGUGGUGACUGAAGGCAGGACGACAACGACGACUGUUCCAUGUACUCAAUGUAUCAAGUCAGCUCAAUCGCCUCCAGGCUCAUCCACGCCUCCACCUCCUCCAGGACAGUCAGGUGCGCCAAAAGGCCCACCCCCAAAAGUGCCUCCGCCUGCGUCGAGCCAGAUCAAGGUUGCCAACAUCACAAUCUACACCACCAAGAUUAUCUCGACGUCAGUAACUGUUUUCUCUUCUGGUGGUACUCUAGUCACAUCCAAAUCGUUUGUUCAGACGUUCUCUCCGACUGUCAUCCAACAGAAACCAGUCAUUACAACGAUAGAUCAUGUGGUUCAUACUAUUCCACCGAACGUCACACAGACUGUUAAUGUUACCGAGUUCUCUACAAAGAUUAUAUCCACGGUCACGAGUAUAUUCUCUUCUGCAGGCAAAGCAAUAACCACGACGUCUGUGGUCCAGAGUUUGUCCCCCACCAGCGUGCACAAAGCCCCAGUGAUCACGGUGGUAGACUACAUGGUCCACACUUUGUCAUCGAGCAUCAGUACUUAUACCUCUGCUAACAAGACGUAUUCGUCGACAUCAUACCACACAUCUGCUCUAGCGACUGGUAUUCGCAGCGGCGCACUAGUCACCGUGACGGUGCAUACAACGAAAACAAUAGCAUGCACAAAAUGUGGCUCUGUCACUAGCGCAGGGAAGACAUAUGCUGCCAACUCAACCACGACUGUAAUUCCAGUAUCCACUCACUCUGGCAUCCUAACCACAAAGACGGAGUACGCAACGAAGACUGUCUCAACAAAAUGUGACACCGUGACCACCGGUGGCAAAGCCACAACACACACCACAUUGAUCACAACCCUGUCGCCAACAAAGACGCACACAACGGUUGCACCGAUCAUCACAGCACCACAAACCAAGAUCAUCACCGAUUUCACUACCAAAACAUUGACAGUGAUAUCAACCACGAUCUCAUCCGGUAGCUCAGUGAUCACAACAAGCAGCCCAGUCGUCACCGUCGUCCCCGCCACCGUCACAGAAUGGAAGACCGAGGUCGUAAGCGUGAACUGCUCCACCGGCAUUUCCCUCAGUACAAAGAUCGCACCAGUAGGCUACACAGCCACCGAGUGGAAAACCAUCACCACGACCUUGUCCGGCCAAUCGACGCCUGUCGUUCAGGCAAUCCAGACGGUGCCUGCGAACUCGGUCGUCGCGCCGCCGCCCCAGGCACCAUCUCCGGACACUCCAGGAGCUGCACCACCCGCACCAAUUGCGUCUGGCCAAAGCGCCGCGGCAGCACAAACCUCCCCGCCAGCUCCCGGCGCGCCGAAAGCCGCCCCCGUCGAUGCACAACCCGCGCCAGGCCAAGCAUCGCCUGCAUCACCAACUCCAUCUUCACCAGGCGCAGCAGCUCCCUCCUCUACAGCUCCAUCACCAGCAUCCGCCUCCGCCUCCGCCCCCGCUCCGGGUAAAAACCAAGGCAUAGCCAUCGGUCCCCCACCAGACGAGCCCAACCUACCCGCCUCCCCCGCCUCCCCUCCCUCAUCUCCAGCUGGUAGUGGCGCGGACGCAACAGUAACAUCUGGCUCCACAGCCACAGACUUCAACACCAGGACCGAAUAUCUAUCUAAUACGCCAACGGUGGGUGUUACGUCGACUAUUCAGGGGCCUGAGGCCGCUACGCAGGGUUCUGACUCAGCAGGGGCUGGGAGUGGGGCUGGGAUGGCAGGAAUGCCCGCGCCGACGGACGCGGCGGGCGGGCCGGAGGAGAAUAUGAAUCCUGCGGACGCUACUGAUGGCAGUGGGACUGGGGAUGCGGCGCCUACGCCGGUGAGUUGUACGGGGUAUAUGGUCAAUGGCACCGUCAUCGCCACCGCCGCUCCCAACCCAACCGCUCCAGGUACUGGUACUGGUACUGGUAUGGGCACAGGUACGGCGGUGGGUACGGCGGGGACAGGUAUUCCCACCGGUGCGGUCUGGGGUACAGGGAUUUGUGGAGCCGGGUUGGCGAAUGGAACUGCGCCUGCUGCGGCGACUAUGACGCCUGCUAUGCCUUUCACGGGCGGGGUGGGGAGAUGGGCUGCGCAUAGGGUUGAUGGGGGUGUUGUGGGGUUUUUGGUUGGGGUGGUUGGGUGGUUGGUUUUGUGA
Bacidia gigantensis is the source of this 2541-nucleotide messenger RNA. RefSeq lists its product as uncharacterized. The record is from RefSeq and is a predicted model, not a curated record. The coding region runs from base 1 to 2541 and encodes 846 amino acids. Lineage: Eukaryota; Fungi; Ascomycota; Lecanoromycetes; Lecanorales; Ramalinaceae. The transcript has a single exon.